Molecule: messenger RNA, 696 nt
Organism: Nannochloropsis gaditana CCMP526
Exons: 1
Source: RefSeq, a predicted model, not a curated record
UUCACUGUGUUUCUUAAUUUUCGCGUGCGAUGCGAUCCAAAAAGACAGAUACUAGUUAAUCUAACCUUCGUUUUAUAUGUCGAGCUCUUAAUGGAAAAGCCCCAGACAUAAAUUUCUGGCUUCGCAGCAACCGUCUUCCUGGUGACAAGUGUUAUCGUCGAGGAAUUACCUACGGUGCUGUCAUACGAUAUACAGUGAUCGGCGUCUAAAACAGGAUCUUGUACUUUUUCAUUGCAUAUCAAUGCACAAGUAUCAAUUUGCCGCUCGUAAUCAGAUCUGUUGUAGUUCUAUCUGAUUUUUCUGGACUGUAUGCGUUUUUCCGAGUGCUGCGAUCCGUUGGCGCUACGUUGCAAAAUUGCACACAACAAAAGUCAGGCCUCCAACGUGGUCAAUGCCUCCCCUCUACCACUCGUACUUAUUUCACUGUCUGCGCUUUCACUAGUUUUUGCGCUACUGCUUCCGAAACAUACAGCAGAGGAUCCGGCGAUGUGCUGCUGUCCAUUAAGGGCACGGGCAAGCUCUUCAGGCGUGGUGUGGAAGAGUUCCACGUAUCUGGUUCCGAGCAUGGAUCGGUCCUUACUUUGUUGGGCAGAACGGGCAUCUUCCACACUUGAGAAUGAGACGAAGGCCUCACCCGUCAAGCGGCCAUCCGCGCGCAAGAUGAGUUGGAUGUCGUCCGAAAGCACGGUGAAACCU